UCCGUCGCGGGCCAGUCAGGGCGUCGAGGCGAGGGUAGGCGAAGUGUGAGGCGCGGGAGGUAAAGUAACAGGGUCCAACCCUCGAUGGAGGUUGGAUGUUUGGCGAGGAAAAGGAGGGGUGUCAGGAGGGUGAGCGCGAAAAGUUGACGGAUUUGGGGGGGUAACCGGCGGGAGAGAGGGGGUUGGCGACUGUCGCAGAGAACUGCGACGUCCCACGUGGCGAUGACGGCGAAUCUGGAGGGGUCAUUCGCCAGUUCUUCCGGGGACAACUGCUGGGCUGCCUGGGGGUGGGUGUCCAGCGGUGCCCGAGUAUUGUGCAAACGGCUGGACCCUCGUCCCCUAGAUCUUGGAGAUGGCCUGUGGGGCACAGCAUACAGAGAACGCUCGGCGACCAUUGAAGUGAUGGGACAGCUGCUGGCUGUUGACGACGACACUCGCAAGCUCAAGUGGUGGAAGGCCCAGUCGGUGCGCUUCAUGCUCCGCUGGCCCUCGCCGCACCUCUGCCACCUCGUCAACCGCGAGCGCCACCAGGUGUACGGGCUGCAUGUGGCGCGCACUGUGGCAUCAGCCGUGGCCCGGCGGCAACAGCUGGUGAAUAGCUCAUUUGCUGCAGCUCAAGCACUUGGGUUUGACUUGUCAGGGCAGAGCUCCCUGCAGAAAGGAAGCACUUGGCAGCAGGGCUUGGGAGAGGGUUCGAGAUUGGGACAGGUGGGGACCACAUGGGCCAGCAGCUGCACCAGCAAUGGCAGCAACCGCAACGAAACCAGUGAAAUCAGCAGCAGCCACAGUAGCAGCAGCAGAAUGAAUGGCACCAGUCACACAAGCAACAGCAGCAGCAGCAGCAGCAGCAGCAGUGGUUUGCUACAAUUAGCCUUUCUAUCAGGUGCAAUCGAGGCAGCAGUAGGCUGGGAGGUGUAUAUGCCACGACCAAUAGUGAGUGUGCAUGUGCGACAGGGCGACAAGAGCAGAUGGAUGGGGGCAAUUUCCUUGGCCUCUUACGUGUUUGAGGCCAACCGCUUUCGCCGCGUGGAUCCGGCCUUGCACUACGUGUGGCUCAGCACAGAGAUGGAGAGUGUUGUAACAGGAUCUAAACAGUUUCAUCAAUGGACCUUCUUCUAUUCCACACUGCCACGGCAGCGGGGGAACGAAAAGAUGUCUCUCUACUUGCGUGUCAACCUCCCUCGCAUGAUUGGAGCCAGCUUUGUCAACCUGCUGCUGUCUUCAGAAUGUGACUACUUCGUGGGAGUGCUUGCAUCCAACUGGAAUCAGCUCAUAGAUGAACUAAGAUCCACCAAUGGGAGGCUCUUUGCAGGUUAUCUUGCGCUCAACCAUGGGGAGUGGUAGAUACCUUACCUGUGAAAGAAAUUGAAAAGUAGUGCAGGAGACUAAGUAGAGGAUUUGCAGACACCUUGAAGUAGAAAGUAAUAUUGGAAGUACCUCCAAUAACAGCCAGUAUUAUCAAGUUGUAACACUAGAAUCAGUGUUAUAGCCUUG
Closterium sp. NIES-67 is the source of this 1494-nucleotide messenger RNA. Lineage: Eukaryota; Viridiplantae; Streptophyta; Zygnematophyceae; Desmidiales; Closteriaceae. The record is from the annotation of a GenBank genome assembly.